Molecule: messenger RNA, 2655 nt
Organism: Gekko japonicus
Lineage: Eukaryota; Metazoa; Chordata; Lepidosauria; Squamata; Gekkonidae
Gene: MORC1
Product: MORC family CW-type zinc finger 1
Exons: 27
Coding region: 1-2655 (884 amino acids)
Cellular component (GO): nucleus
Molecular function (GO): zinc ion binding
Source: RefSeq, a predicted model, not a curated record
AUGAUGUCUGGCGUGUCCUGUUACCGGGCUCUUUGCAGGGCGCAGUUGAAGCUGGAGUAUCUGCAUGCAAACUCGACCACGCAUGACUUUCUGUUUGGAGCAAUUGCUGAACUAAUAGACAACUCCCGAGAUGCUGGUGCCACCCGGCUUGACAUCUUUACUGUGAAUAACGAGAACCUGCAAGGUGGAUUUAUGUUAUGCUUUUUGGAUGAUGGAUGUGGCAUGACACCUCGUGAGGCUACGGAUCUUGUGUAUUUUGGAAGAUCUUCUAAGCGGACUGUGUCUGGGAUGAUUGGACACUAUGGCAACGGGCUUAAGUCCGGAGCCAUGCGAAUAGGAAAAGACUUCAUAUUAUUCACAAAGAAAGAGAGUACCAUGACAUGCCUUCUUUUCUCUCAGACGUUUUGUGAGACAGAAGGUCUCACUGAGGUCAUCAUUCCAAUACCUUCAUGGUCAAGUAGUAUAAGAAAGCCAGUAAUGGAUGGUCCUGAGUUGUCUAUCAUUUGUAAAUAUUCUCCUUUUAAGAGUGAAGCUGAACUGAUGAAGCAGUUUGAUGCUAUCUAUGGAGAAAGGGGAACUCUGGUGGUGAUAUACAAUUUGAAACUCAUGCUCAGUGGUGAGCCAGAACUUGACAUUCAGACAGAUGAAGCGGAUAUUUUGAUUGCCGGAGAACAUGAAAACAUUCCAGAGCAAUGGUCUCUGAGGGCUUACACGGCUCUGCUGUACUUCGAACCACGAAUGCGGAUAUUCAUUCAAGCCAAGAAAGUAGAAACCAAACGCUUGUCAUACUGCUUUUAUAGGCCCAGGAGAUAUCCAUAUAUUGUACCAUUGAGACAAGUUGCUACAAAUGAGGCAAAAGCAGCAGAAAUGGAACUGAAUUCUGCCAGACAUGUUGAGAAGGAAGCAAAGGACAGACAAAAACAUUUGCAAGGAUCUCUUUUGCAUGAAGACAGUGAGGUUGCAGAAUGUGAUGCUGUAGGGAAUGACAAGAGAAUGAGGAGGAAGCUCAAAGACAGACAAAGAAACCUUAGAAAAUCAAAAACGCUCUUCAUAAUAUUUGGAAUUAACAUUCAAGACAGAAGUCGAGAUGGAAUGCUUAUCUUCAGUAAUAAUCGUUUGAUUCGGAUGUUUGAGAAGGUGGGACUGCAGAAGAAACUAGGAUCUUAUUUAGGUGCUGGAGCUGUAGGGAUAGUCGACCUACCCUUAGACGUCAUGGAGCCAACUCACAACAAGCAGUCCUUUGCCAAUGUUAAGCAAUACAACCACUUGCUGAAAUCAAUGGAAAGCUAUCUCGUCCAGUACUGGAAAGAUGUAGGAAUCAGUCAAAAAGGAGAAAUGUUUUUCUGGAAUGACUUUGGCUAUCAGGGUGCCAAGUGGAAUGAGAAACCUUCAGACUCCAUUCAGUACAAAAGAAGAAGGGCGGUGGAGAUUCCGGAUAUUGUUCAGUGUGAUAUUUGCCUCAAGUGGAGGCUUUUGUCGCUUGACACGGAUAUAAAUAAUGAAGCACAUCAUGAGAUCUGGACUUGUGCGGAAAAUAAAUGUCAUGUUCCAGAAAAAUUACCUUCUAUUCCUUUGGGCACUUUCCCCCCGUCAUCAUGGUCACUGAAUGACAAAGAAAAACUACUUGUAGAUUCCAUCAAGCAAUGUCAAACCAAGAUGAAAAAUCUUCCAUUGCAGAAAUGUUACUUGUUACAACCACAUACUGUUGUCCAGCAUACAGAAGACAGCACACGUGUUAAAGAUGUGCUACCAUUUAAAGUACAAGAUGAGGAACCACUGAAUAAAGAGCUUGAGGUCAUAAAAAUUGAAACAGAUAGUGAGUCCGAAGCAAUAUGCAUUAUAAUAUCUGACAAUGAGAGUGAAGAUUUACCAAAGUAUGAAGAGUGUAAAGACUGUGGUUUCAUACACAAAGGUGGAAAUAAACAGAUGCAGUGUGAUAAAAAAACACACAUUCAGCUUGACCUAAUGUCCUGUGUAACUCCUGAGAAAAAGGAUUUGUGUCGAACAGAUUCCAUAAGUAGUUCAACAGAGGGAUCUAAAAAAGGUGACAAGGAACAAGCCCUUGUUGGUAUUGAGGAUUUUAAUGUUGCAGUGCCACACAGACAGGCGCCUUCCCAGAGAAGUCUUGAAAACAAAAUGAUUGAAACAUUAACAGAUCAUAUAAAAGAGUUCCUGCUGUAUUUUUUACCUAAAUGUUCUUAUUCAAGAGAAUACCUUACGUCUAUGUCCACUGAAGAUAUUUUAUCUAUGUUCAAGCUGAAAGGACAGUCUGGGCUGAAUGAGAAUGUACCCCUAGAAAUCCAUCAGUUCAGAGGUCAUCCACAGUUCAGAGGGGAGGAAAAAAACAGAAUGGUAGAGUGUAAAAUGCCAAGGGGGUUUCUGUAUGUGUUUCAGUAUUUUUUGCAAUAUAAAAGACAACGUUUAGAAGAAAUCCAGCCUGUAAAUCAACCUGACCUUGAACGUAUACCUACCAUCGAAACUAAGAUUGGUCUGUGUGAGUCACAAGUAAAGACUGAGCAAGAAAGACUUAACCACCUUCGGGAAAAGAUGGCACAACUUCUGUUGAAAAUUCAUCCACAUCUUGCAAUUAAUCUAGAAGACAUUGAUGGCUACCUAGAAAAAAUUCUGAAUGAAGAACUUCUAAGAUUUGUGUGA